UGAAAUCUUUUUUGCUUAAUUUCUAGAUGGAUGGUCGGACUCUGGAUGGUAAAGUGGAAAGCACAACAGGUGGUGUCGCACGCAACGUGGCUGACUGCUUGGCAAGGCUGAAACUUAAUCCAUUUCUAAUAUCGACUGCAGGAGCAGGAGAAUAUGCGCAGUUGCUCUUGGGAAAAAUGGCACACAUGGAUGUAAGCGGAAUAAAGAUAAUACAAGAUGCAAGGACUGCAACAUGUGUAAUUAUUCUUGAUAGUAAAGGAGAAUGUCUCUUUGUAGUUGGUGACAUGAAUAUCCACGAACGUCUUUCGCUUGAACAGGUGGAUACGCAUAAUGAAAUCAUAUCUAGUGCACCUUUAGUUAUCAUUGAUGGCAAUAUACCAAAAAAGACUAUGGAUCACAUCUUUGAAAUAUGCAUAAGGUACAGAGUUCCUGGAGAUGGCAGAAAUUUCUGUGUGUCAUGAAUUGGAAGCCAUCUAUCCAUGAUGAAUUGUAAGUCCAUAACCCUUGGAGGAUUAAUAAAAUUACAAAUGAAUUUAUUUCAUAUAGAACUGUGUAUAUAAAAUACUUAGCUUAAAAUUAUUCCUAAACUUUUUUUCAUCAUAGAAAAAAAAAAAAAAAAUAAGAAAGAAAACAAUAGUACAUGAAAUUAAUGAAUGUUGCCAACCAUGUGGAAUCUUUAAUGCAAAUUUAAAUAGCAUAUUAUUUACCAUGCCAUAAUGAACAACAUAACAUAAUAAUUUCUAAUUUUAAAAAAUGUCAUAAUAAUUUAAAGUAACCAGGUAAAAUGUGGUAUCAAUUUGUGAUUUACCAGUUUGUAGUGUGUUCUUAAUGAUACAGUCAAGUAUUACAAAGAUGAUUCCUGGCCUAUAGUUCCAGAUAUUUUCAAACUUCUAUAGGGAUGAUUGCCUUAGAGAAGUAUAUUUCAAGAUUAAUAUUUAUUUAUAUUUUAAGUAAUACUGGUCACUUUCAGAACUGAUCUCCAUGACUGUUUCACUGUACAAAGUGCAUCCAUACAGUGACCAGAAAAAUUAAAUGACCAAAUGAUAAAAUAAAAAAAAAGGGAAAGAAUAAAUAUAUGUUUAGAAAGAAUGACAUCUCAACUCUCAUUAAAACAAGUAUAAUGGGAACUUACUGCUAAUUAUUUAAUAAACUAACUAUACAAGGCGACCUGAAAGAAUUAGAAAUUUUGGAAUGGAGAUUAAUGGAAGAGAGUAAAUACAUUAAAAUCAUAUAUUUGUGUUUAUUAAUAGUGCUGAGUAUGCAAAUGAUGAAUUUCAAUCCAGUAAUGGGGUGUAUGAUCAUAGUCAUUCUAUACUGAAAUGACAACAAAACUCUCUACACAUGAUCUCUCACACAACCAUUCUUGUAAUAAGCUUUGACCAUAAAUGCACAAUGGACACCAUUCCACUGCUUUGUCAUUACUAAAUGGCAAGAUGUUGCCGGCAGUAUAACCAUUCAACACUACCUAUCUCGCUCAACAUUACCCUGUUAAAGGCUACUGUAACACAUUCUAAAAUGUCCCAUUUCUUUCAGUUAUG
Messenger RNA from Stegodyphus dumicola, 1538 nucleotides. RefSeq lists its product as uncharacterized. Gene Ontology annotation, cellular component: cytoplasm. NCBI's taxonomy places the organism in Eukaryota, Metazoa, Arthropoda, Arachnida, Araneae, Eresidae. Gene Ontology annotation, molecular function: pseudouridylate synthase activity; hydrolase activity, acting on glycosyl bonds; kinase activity. The record is from RefSeq and is a predicted model, not a curated record.